Gambusia affinis (western mosquitofish) is the source of this 2633-nucleotide messenger RNA. It is a transcript of the gene gipc1, whose product is annotated as GIPC PDZ domain containing family, member 1. The transcript has 7 exons. The record is from RefSeq and is a predicted model, not a curated record. NCBI's taxonomy places the organism in Eukaryota, Metazoa, Chordata, Actinopteri, Cyprinodontiformes, Poeciliidae. The coding region runs from base 378 to 1385 and encodes 335 amino acids. Gene Ontology annotation, molecular function: protein binding.
GAGUUGUUUUUUACGAGGUUACAUGAAGGCGUCAUUGUUCCACCCAGCUUGGCUGGCUCUAAGCUAAUUCUACAACAACACACCGCUACUAACAUACGCUAUAAUUUCCCACAAGUCUGAUCGGGAUAAUUAAACAUCACAGCCAGAAGCGGAGCAGCGUGAAGAGCGUCCUUCAAUAGAAUAAGCUGAUUACACACCCAGCUAUGUGAGCUGCUCUGAUGUGUGUGUUCCGACAUUCAUUCAGUGCCUGGCUGAUACAGCUUUCAAACUGGUCUGGAGGGCUUUGACGUAAACACUGAAUAAAUCUGCUGCUGAUUCAGCACUCCAGGUUUAUGUUGGUCUGGAUUGUGGGGUAACUUCCUAGAGCGGCGUCCACAAUGCCUCUGGGUCUGGGAAGAAGGAAGAAGGCGUCCCCCUUGGUGGAGAAUGAGGAAGCGGAGCCCAUCCGCGGUGGUCUCAACUUGCCGGGUAUGGAGGGCUUGGAUGGAGGAGUCGCUGGGGAGGCUGCAGGGUCUGACGGUCUUCCUCCCCCACCAAACAACAUGAGACCCCGGCUGAUUUUCCACACCCAACUGGCUCACGGCAGCCCCACAGGCCGCAUUGAGGGCUUUAGCAAUGUGCGAGAGCUCUAUGCCAAAAUUGGAGAGGCCUUUGGCAUCCCAGCAUCUGAGGUUAUGUUUUGCACGCUGAACACUCACAAGGUGGACAUGGAUAAACUUUUAGGGGGACAGAUUGGGCUUGAGGACUUCAUUUUUGCCCACAUUAAAGGCCAGAAGAAGGAAAUAGAAAUCUUCAAAGGAGAAGAUGCUUUAGGACUGACAAUCACUGAUAACGGAGCAGGUUAUGCUUUCAUCAAGAGGAUCCGGGAGGGGAGCAUCAUCCACCAAAUCCAGGUCAUUAACGUUGGUGACAUGAUCGAGUCCAUUAACGGCCAUCGCCUCAUUGGCUGUCGACACUACGAAGUUGCCAAAAUGCUGAAGGAGCUUCCUAAGGGGAAAAUGUUCACCAUCAAGCUUGUGGAGCCCCUCAAAGCUUUUGAUAUGAUUGGUCAGAGGUCGUCAGGCUCCAGGUCGGGCUCGGGGGUCCAGCUCGGGACGGGCAGAGGGACCCUUCGUCUGCGCUCUAAAGGUCCCGCCACCGUGGAGGAGCUGCCUUCUGCAUUUGAGGAAAAAGCGAUUGAGAAGGUGGAUGAUUUGCUAGAGAGCUACAUGGGCAUCAGAGACAGCGAGCUGGCCGCCACUAUGGUGGAGCUGGGCAAAGACAAGAAGAACCCAGACGAGUUUGCUGAAGCUUUGGAUGAGACUCUAGGAGACUUCGCCUUCCCCGACGAGUUUGUUUUCGACGUCUGGGGUGCCAUCGGUGACGCAAAGGUUGGACGUGUGUAACUGCAGGAGCUAACAGAGCAGAGCGCCCUGUGCGGGUGUUAACACUACCAGAACACACAGCACCACCAUCAUGAGUUUAUUUUUAUUCCAGUGUACAACACUCCUUCUAUUUUUGUGCAUUUCCACCCUUUUGGGAGCCAGAGUGGACUGUCCGGUUACACGAAGGGGAAGGUGACUGCCGUGACUUUCUGAAGUGCUUUAAUGUGUCUUCCAGCGUUUUUCCAGAAAUGACAUCGUUGAGCACAUCGCCUGACCCCCUCUUUUUCCCCCCCACUGAAAACCUCCCUGCAUGUUGACGUUGUAGUUGCCGGCAGCGGAAUCUGUUGUCUGAUAUGGGAGAAAUGAGAUCUUUGAUAUUAAAAUUACGUGUCUUUCUGCACUGCAAGCCAACAGCAGGGAUGAGGAUGAGCCGCACGUUGCCUCACCUGGUUAGAUGUUGCACUGCGUGACUUCUCCCCUGAGCUACAGUGCUGUUCUGAACCACUUGAUGUUACUGUUAUGGGUCAGUUUUUCAAGCAUGUGCUGUUACAUUUCUUAUUUUACAUUUCUUCCUAACAUCUGGUCUUACGUUAGAAAUAAAAUCUCUUGUUACAAAGAGGUGAGAGUAAACUGUAGCUUUACACUAAAAACUUAAGCAGCUCAUUGUUAGUGAAACAGACAGGAGACUCUACAGUGUUAAAAGGAAAACAGUGUUUACUUCCUGUUCCUCAAGGUCAAGCAGGAGGUUGGUUUGUGAACUGUGUCGACUUAUUUUUUAUAGCUAGUGUUUUUAUAUGAGGUGAUGUGAUGUCUAUUUUAAAAAAAAGAUUGAGAAUUGUGUAAAAAGAUGAACAUUUUCACCAUGUCGUUGCAUCUUUAUUACCAAGAGAGUUGUAACAAAGAAGCAGUAAUGGUUUGGAAUCGCUGUACAAGAAACAAAAUCUGCAUUUCAUCCAUUUUUUUAAAUGUUAUUUUUUUAUUUUGGACAUGUCUGUCUUUUUUUCUUUGUUACCGCUCAGAUGCAUGAUGUUGAUCCCGAAUGAGAUGCUGCUUCCAUCGUGCAACAACACCUAAUUUAAGAAAAAGAAAUAAACCCUUUUGUUGUUCUAACAUUUUCAGAUGAUCCAAAUGUGAAGAAGCUAUUUUGUAGUUUUGUUUCAUUCCUCAGAGUUGAUGAUAAAUCUACAUGGGUGAUGUAAUUAACACUAAUAAUUAUUUUGAUGGCUUUGUGUUACACGGUCCACGUUCAAAUACAACGCAAUAACAACA